GCGCGCUGAUGUCUUCUUCUCGUGUGUUACUUCGUUCGUUGUGUAGAUAUUGACGGCCGAUGUCUGGCCAAUGAAGUCGAUGUGAGUGUAGCCAUCAAUGGGAGUAUUUUAUGGCGUUAACUCGUUAUGAGAAUUUGGCGGUGCCACCUAGGAUCUCUUCUCCGAAAGUCUCUAUUCGGCACAGUAGUCCUGACCAUCGUUACGUACUUGCUCCUUUUGUAUCAGACUCCAAAACACAAUCGUCACAGUGCGAAACAUGCGGUGGAGCCCUUUACGACGGGAAAAUGUCACAAUCCACGAGACUUGGAUUCCAUCAAGGAUUUGAACUCUGCAAAAUAUCCUUUAGAAUACAAAAAUACGACCACAAGGCUGUACGAAGGAGGAAACGUUUUGGUUUUCUAUCGCGAAACUUCGAUCACCUUUCGUCUGCACAUUGUAACAAUCCUGGAAGCCAGUCGAGUGAAUUAUAAACUUGUUUACGUUUCGCAAAAGACAAGUCUGCCUCCAUUAACAGAGAAUGGGGCGCCUUUAUAUCAUGUUAUUGUUUUUGAGAAUUUAAAAUUUUACUUAGGGUUGCCAGAGAAAAGUCGGGAAAUUUUUGACAAAUACCUGCGCGACUUCUCGGCUGGAUUAGCUAUAUUUACUAUAGCAGAAAACUACGGGUUUCUCCCAAACUACUUCCCGAAAUUGCAUCUAAAAAUAAGAACAGGCAUUUCAAGUGUAAAGACCGCCGAAGUGAACCCUAAAUCGUCUUUAUUGAGGCUUACAAGAGCUGGUGGUGUAGUCGACGAUAACUUACCCGGGAAAGAUUGGGCGACAUUUUCGUCAAACCACAGCACUUACGAACCAGUUGAGACAAUAUCUAGGGAGAUAUUUAAACCCCAAAUACUCAAAGACCCUGUAAAUUCACGACUGGAUUACGCUCAGUCUUAUAUAACAAAGCGAUAUGUGUCUGUCAUACUGGAUAAGGGAAAAUUGGAUGGAAUUAAGAAGGUUUAUUUUGGAAAUGGAUUGAACUUCUGGCUUCAUCGUUUGCUGUUUAUCGAUGGCUUGGAUUUUUUAUCAGAUGGAGCGAUAAAAAGGCCGCUGGAUCGAUGGAUAUUAGUAGAUAUAGAUGACAUUUUUGUUGGUAAAACUGGAAUCAGAAUGACACGGGACGACGUGCAGGCAAUGAUAUCUGUCCAACAAAGCAUCUCUGAAAGGGUCCCUGGCUUCAAAUUCAACCUUGGUUUUUCUGGGUUUUAUUAUUUGCAUGGGAACAAGCAAGAGAGUGGUGGUGACCAGGAACUGAUUGCUAAUGCAGACAAGUUCUGGUGGUUCAGCCAUAUGUACUCCCAUCGUAAACCGCACAGGAUCGCGACGUUAGAAACCAUGAGGACAGAACUCAUGCAGAAUCUGGAUUUUGCAAAGCGCUAUGGGAUCCCUCUAAACACUAGUUAUGCUGUGGCACCGCAUCAUUCAGGGGUCUACCCGACCCAUGACCUGCUCUAUGACAGCUGGAAGAGGUACUAUGGCCUGACAGUGACAUCAACAGAGGAGUAUCCCCACUUUAACCCCCCACACCACCGUAGAGGAUUCAUUUACAAAGGAAUCAAGGUACUCCCACGGCAGACCUGUGGCCUUUAUACUAAAACCAUCCGUUUGAAGGAGUACCCAAAAGGUCCAAAGCGACUGGAACACAGUAUCUAUGGGGGAGAGCUUUUCCAGACAGUCAUUAACAACCCAAUUAAUAUAUACAUGACGCACAUGUCAAACUAUGGCAGUGACCGGCUUGCGCUCCACACGUUUGAAAACGUUAUCAAAUACCUCCAGUGCUGGACCAACCUAAGGAUACAGACAGAGCAUCCUGUUGCGCUGGCGGACCGUUACUUCGACAUGUAUCCAGCGGAAAAAGAACCUCUCUGGCAGAAUCCAUGCAAGGACAAGCGCCACUUAUACAUCCUCGCGGACGAGAAAAAGUGCCGACGACUUCCAUCGGUGCUUAUCGUUGGGCCGCAAAAGACGGGAACCACCGCCCUGUACAUGUUCCUACUUAUGCACCCUGACUUGGUCAGUAACGAACAGAGCGUCAAGACGUACGAGGAAGUGCAGUUCUUCAAUGGUUAUAACUAUCUCAGGGGACUUGACUGGUACCUGGACUUCUUCCCAGACGUCAAUAACUCAUCUAAUGCGGUGCUAUUCGAGAAAAGUGCGAAUUACUUCGACUCGCCCAAGACUCCUCGUCGGGCACAUAGCCUGCUACCGAACGCCAAGAUUAUCGUCAUCCUGGUCGACCCUGUCAAGCGGGCGUACUCGUGGUACCAGCACGUUCGUAGUCAUGGUUCCAAGGCCGCCAUUCAAAACUCGUUCUAUGACAUCAUAACGGGAGCCAAUGGUUCAGCGGGACAAGAGGCCAUCCUAUUAGGCCAAAGGUCGCUUCAACCGGGCCUAUACGCGUAUCACCUCGAGAGAUGGCUACAGCACUAUCCCGCACCUCAGAUUCUCGUCAUUGACGGCGAGGUGCUCAAGGCAGACCCAGCUGAUGUCAUGCUAGAGGUCCAGCAGUUCCUCGGAACCAACAUUUUCGACUACAACGCUAAACUCAGGUUCGAUAAACGCAAAGGCUUCUACUGUCAGAUAACCUCGCGCGGUAAGAGCAAGUGCCUAGGGCGAGGCAAGGGCAGAAGGUACCCUCCCAUAGACCAACGGUCACGUGAGUUCCUGGAGAACUACUACCGAGACCCUAACAAGCACCUGAUAGCGCUACUUAGACGCCUGGGCAAACCACUUCCGCAAUGGCUUGCGCAAAAAUACCGCGAAGUUUGAUUUCAAUUUGAAUCCAUAGAUGGUGGAACCUGGAAAUGUACAAUAGAAAAGCACUGCAAUUUUUUGGCCAGGAGAUAAUUUAUAUAAAAUAAAAUAAAAUAGUAGAAAAGAAUAUGAUUGAAUAAUUUUAUUAUAGUGUGCAGUACAUGCUACUAAACAAUAAGCCUAGGUCUCACAAUCGAAUUUGUACGCUUAAAUUUUGUACAGUUUCUAAUUAGUGACAACAUUUCAAAUAUAAAAGAAAAUUUAGACCGAAGUUUAACAAAUUUUAAUUUAUUAUAUGAAUAUAAAACAAACUGCUAAUGUUGUUUACCUGUAAAUAUAAUUGUUUUUGGAAGUAUCUAUCCAACUAAUAAAAUAAUUUAUUAUUGUG
This is a messenger RNA of Nematostella vectensis (starlet sea anemone), 3178 nucleotides long. Its product is annotated as bifunctional heparan sulfate N-deacetylase/N-sulfotransferase 4. The transcript is spliced from 10 exons. Gene Ontology annotation, molecular function: deacetylase activity; heparan sulfate N-sulfotransferase activity. The coding region runs from base 127 to 2805 and encodes 892 amino acids. Gene Ontology annotation, cellular component: Golgi apparatus. The record is from RefSeq and is a predicted model, not a curated record. NCBI's taxonomy places the organism in Eukaryota, Metazoa, Cnidaria, Anthozoa, Actiniaria, Edwardsiidae.